Messenger RNA from Diversispora eburnea, 1800 nucleotides. The record is from the annotation of a GenBank genome assembly. Lineage: Eukaryota; Fungi; Glomeromycota; Glomeromycetes; Diversisporales; Diversisporaceae.
AUGACUAGUUCAGAACGUAAAAUAAAUCCUAACGUUUCACUUAAAGCAUCAAGUGGGACUAUUUUACCCGUGGUUGGGGAACGAAAUGUAUUAAUCACUAGUGCUUUACCUUACGUCAAUAAUAUUCCUCAUUUGGGAAAUAUAAUUGGAAGUGUAUUAAGUGCUGACGUUUUUGCUAGAUAUUCUCGUUCUCGAAACUAUAAUACACUUUAUAUUUGUGGUACCGAUGAAUAUGGUACAGCCACAGAAACAAAAGCUUUGGAAGAAGGCAUUACAUGUCAAGAACUUUGUGAUAAGUACAAUACUAUUCAUAAAGAAGUUUACGAAUGGUUUGAUAUAGGAUUUGAUUACUUUGGUCGAACUACUACUCAACACCAAACUGAAAUUGCUCAAGAAAUUUUUUUGAAAUUACAUAAAAAUGGAUAUCUCCAUGAAGAUACCAUGGUACAGCUAUUUUGUGAAAAGUUUCUCGCGGAUCGUUACGUCGAAGGUACCUGCCCCAAAUGUGGAUAUGAGGAUGCUCGAGGAGAUCAAUGUGAUUCAUGUGGUCAAUUACUUAAUGCUAUUGAAUUAGUAAAUCCACGUUGUAAAUCGGAUAAUAAUACUCCUAUCACAAGAGAAUCGAAACAUAUGUUUUUAGAUUUAGCAAGUUUACAAAAAGAUGUGGAAGAAUGGGUAGAGAAAACUAGUGUGGAAGGGAAAUGGUCAAGUAAUGGAAAGACCAUCACACAAGCUUGGCUCAGGGAAGGAUUGAAACCACGUUGUAUUACACGCGACCUUAAAUGGGGUACACCUGUUCCGCUUGAAGAUAUGAAGGAUAAAGUGUUUUAUGUUUGGUUUGAUGCUCCUAUUGGAUAUUUCUCCAUUACAGCAAAUUAUACACACGAAUGGGAGAAAUGGUGGAAAAAUCCGGAACAUGUUAAACUUUAUCAAUUUAUGGGAAAAGAUAAUGUACCUUUUCAUACUGUUAUAUUUCCAAGUUCUUUAAUUGGUACAAAAGAAGAUUGGACUUUACUUCAUCACAUAAGUACAACUGAAUUUCUUAAUUAUGAAAACACGAAAUUUUCAAAAUCUCGAAACAUUGGGGUAUUUGGUACUGAUGCCAAGGAUACUGACAUACCCGUUUCAGUUUGGCGUUAUUACCUCAUUUCGAGUCGUCCAGAAACAAAUGAUUCUAUAUUCACUUGGAAAGAAUUCAUUACUAAGAAUAACAAUGAAUUAUUAGCAAAUCUUGGAAAUUUGGUUAAUCGAGUUAUGAAAUUUGUUGCAGCCAAAUAUAAUCGAAUCCUUCCUUCCUUUUCAGUAGAUCAAGAAGCCGAACAAGAUCUUAUCAAAAACGUUAAUAAUUUAUUAACUGAUUAUAUUGAUGCAUUGGAAAAUGUAAAAUUACGAUCUGGACUCGAAAUAGCAAUGGAAAUUUCACGUCAAGGCAAUGGUUAUCUUCAAGAAUCUAAAUUAGAUAAUUCACUUUUUGCUAAUAAUCCUGAGAAGUGUGCAUCAGUAAUUGGUAUCACGAUAAAUUUGAUUUAUCUUAUUUCAGCGAUAUUUGGACCAUAUAUGCCAUCAACUGGUGAAUCCAUAGUUCGUCAAUUAAAUGCACCAUUAAGGAAUAUACCUGAUAUGUGGACAAUGGAUAUUGAACCAGGUCAUCAUUUGGGUAAAGCCGAAUAUUUAUUCACUAAAAUUGACAUGAAAAAAGAGAACGAAUUUCUUGAAAAAUAUGGUGGAGUAAUUAAAAAUAAGGAAGCUGAAAAGAAAGUUAAUAAAACCAAUAAAGCUAACAAAAAGUCAAAAGCCUAA